Prunus persica (peach) is the source of this 2314-nucleotide messenger RNA. Its product is annotated as sugar transport protein 10. The transcript has 4 exons. Gene Ontology annotation, cellular component: membrane. Lineage: Eukaryota; Viridiplantae; Streptophyta; Magnoliopsida; Rosales; Rosaceae. The record is from RefSeq and is a predicted model, not a curated record. Bases 1 to 1542 code for a protein of 513 amino acids. Gene Ontology annotation, biological process: monosaccharide transmembrane transport. Gene Ontology annotation, molecular function: monosaccharide transmembrane transporter activity.
AUGGCUGGAGGAGGUUUUGUUGGCGGAGACGGAGGGAGGAGCUAUGAAGGCGGUGUCACUGUCUUUGUGGUAUUCACCUGUCUUGCAGCUGCCAUGGGAGGUCUCCUCUUCGGAUACGAUCUUGGAAUCUCGGGAGGAGUGACCUCAAUGGAGUCGUUCUUGAGCAAGUUCUUCCCAUCUGUGUACCAUAAAAUGAAGAAUGAGUCUGCUGGUCAAAACCAGUACUGCAAAUUUGAUAGCCAACUCCUCACGUUGUUCACGUCUUGCCUCUACAUUGCAGCAUUGGUGGCCUCCUUCUUUGCUUCAUCAGUAACUAGGAAAUUUGGCCGAAAAAUUUCCAUGUUUGUGGCUGGCCUUGUUUUUCUUAUGGGCUCUGUCCUAAAUGGUGUUGCCAAUAACAUUGUACUCUUAAUUAUUGGUCGCCUGCUGCUUGGUAUUGGUGUUGGAUUUGCUAAUCAGUCUGUUCCUGUUUAUCUAGCUGAAAUGGCUCCAACAAAGAUUAGAGGAGCGCUCAACAUGGGGUUCCAAAUGGCAAUCACCAUUGGCAUUCUAGUGGCAGGUCUUGUUAACUUCGGCACUGCGAAGAUCAAGGGUGGAUAUGGCUGGAGAAUCUCUUUGGCUCUUGCAGCCGUCCCUUCUUUGAUGAUGACCCUUGCCGCAGUGUUUCUGCCUGACACUCCAAAUUCCAUCCUAGAAAGAGGUCACCCUGAGAAGGCCAAGAAAAUGUUACAAAAGAUUCGUGGCACCAACAACGUCGAUGAGGAAUUCCAAGACCUUCUUAAUGCUACUGAGGUUGCAAACAGAGUGGAGAACCAAUGGAUGAACAUCACACAACCAAGAUAUAGGCCUCAACUUAUCAUUUGCUUUCUCAUUCCAUUCUUUCAGCAGCUCACGGGCAUCAAUGUGAUCAUGUUUUACGCACCUGUUCUUUUCAUGACGUUGGGUUUUGGAAAUGAAGCUUCCCUCAUGUCCUCUGUCAUCACUGGCGGUGUUAACGUGGUUGCUACCUUAGUGUCCAUUUUCACAGUCGAUAAGUUUGGAAGAAGAAUCUUAUUCCUUCAAGGUGGUGUGCAAAUGAUCAUCUGUCAGAUUGCUGUCGGAGUGAUGAUAGGCAAGGAGUUUGGUGUGAGUGGAGAAGGAUCAUUUUCAAAAGGUGAAGCCAACUGGAUCUUGUUCUUUGUAUGUGCAUAUGUAGCAGCCUUUGCAUGGUCUUGGGGGCCAUUGGGAUGGCUAGUACCCAGUGAGAUCUGUCCUCUGGAGAUCCGAUCCGCCGGACAAGCCAUCAACGUCUCAGUGAACAUGUUGUUCACUUUUCUCAUCGGCCAAGUGUUUCUCACCAUGCUUUGUCACUUGAAGUUUGGUCUUUUCUUCUUCUUUGCUGGCUUUGUGAUCAUUAUGACCAUCUUCAUCACAUUCUUCCUGCCUGAGACAAAGAACGUGCCCAUUGAAGAGAUGAACAGAGUUUGGAAGGCACACUGGUUUUGGGGCAAGUACAUCCCUGAUGAGGCUGUGACUCAUGGCAGGCAAGACAGGGCUGCAUAGUUUGAUGUCCUACUCAUUUUCUUGCUUGUAAAACCAAUAAAAUUAUACUAUUGAUUUGCCUCUUCCUAUUCAAACAUAAAUUAUCCUUGUACCUUUAUCAUUUUCAUUAUCAUCAACGAUUGUACUAUUGCAUGACGACAAAUAUAUAUAUCUUCAAUUACCUCUUUGGUUACCAACUAACUAUUAGUCUAGUCGUUUUUUUCUCCCCAAUGUUACGUCCCGAGCUCGAAUCUUGCCUCCCCAUUCAUCAAAAUCAAAAGAUAACUUGUUAGGUUUUAUUUAUGAAAAAUAGCUUUUAAUAUAUAUAUUAUAUUGACACUCCAAGAAAAAAAAAAUCAUCUUGCACUGCUCCUCCUUUAUAAAAACAUAAGCACGAUUGCAUAAUGACUUUUAUAGAGUGCCAAUAACAGCUCCCAAAGUAAUUAUAAAAAACUUAUUUACUAAACGAUCUUUGAAGAUAACCAAAUAAAAUAAAGAAAUGGGUAAUUCAUGCAUAAUGUCUGUUACUCUGUUUCCAUGGUGAUGAACAAUACCUAUGACAUUAUCUGGCAUUUAUAAAUUAUUUCUAUUUAGUCUAUAAUUUUCUCUACACCACAUUUGGCUUCAUUUCUUGAUUACAUUUCUAGUGUUCAUUUUGACAACCAAAAUACUAUCUUUUACAUUUAUGUGCUCCAUGAAGCAUACUCCAGUCCAGAUGAGGAGUAAAUCAACGGAGCUAGUCUAAUGAUAAUUUUCGGAAAUUUACAGCUCAAAUUAUACAAUUGAAUGCCAA